Messenger RNA from Cryptotermes secundus, 2936 nucleotides. RefSeq names its product ADP-dependent glucokinase. Gene Ontology annotation, molecular function: ADP-specific glucokinase activity. Gene Ontology annotation, biological process: glucose metabolic process. Bases 494 to 1948 code for a protein of 484 amino acids. The record is from RefSeq and is a predicted model, not a curated record. Gene Ontology annotation, cellular component: endoplasmic reticulum. The transcript has 8 exons. NCBI's taxonomy places the organism in Eukaryota, Metazoa, Arthropoda, Insecta, Blattodea, Kalotermitidae.
GGGAUGUGGCACCGUGUACAUGUUGUGUUAACUGACGGCUCGGCGCCACAUCCCAAGCUUUCCCUUUAAUUCCUUGACUUAUGAUCCAUGACUGCAUAACCUGCAUGGCGUUUGCUCUACCAGUUGUUGAGUGUUAUUUUCCAGUCAGUAACGAUCGUAAACGACGUUAUCCCGGAAAAUGGCCAACCUACACUGAAGGUUCGUUGCUUGGAAACGUAAUGUUGAAUGAAGGUUGUUAACACGAAAGGACCGAGUGUGAAACAAUGUGUUCAGCGUUUUGUGUUGUAGUUACAUCGUUCAGUAAUAAAGUGACGUCGCAAGAAUAUGCCACGAGGUCUUAUUUCACGACAGGAGUUAUCCUUGUAUUGCUUUCAUAUCUGUGAUAAGAAUAGCCAGUGUAAUUACAUAAGACGGCAUACAAGGUCAUAAUACGUGGUUCGUACUUGGCAGAGUGUGUUGUACGAUUUGAUAGUGGUUAAAGAAAUCGCUAACGAUGACUUCCAAUACUGUUAAGGCAGGAACUUUUAUUUCUGUUUUAUUUGUUAUUAUAGCCUUAUUUUAUAGAAGGCAAGUGGACGAUGUGUUGAAAGACAGAUUGAAUUCAAUUCUUGAAGGGUUAGUGAAGGUUGAAAAGCAGUGUUCUGUGGAUACAAGACCAAAAGUUGCUGUAGGUUAUGGCGCCUGCAAUGACCUAUUCAUCGAUGGAAAAGAAUUAUUGAAGUAUGACGCUGUAGCAGAAAGUCCAGAACAUUUCAAUGAAAUAAGUUCAACGGAGGAGCUCCUGAAAACGUAUGCAUACUUUUUUCGUCAUGGAGCUGCAGCAGAGAGGUACAUCUCUAAUGACACGCUGUUUGAUGCAAUCGUGGAUAUUGCUUCCCGCAUUGAAGGCUCACAUUUUGCUCUUGGUGGAAAUGCCCCAGUUAUGGCAAAGAGGUUUUUUCUGGAAGGUUGUGAGGUCCUGCUGGCAGCAAAGAUGACACCAAAAUUACAGGAAUCUCUUCCAAAAGGAGUUAGAGUGGUAGGACGUGACAUUAAGAAAGAUGACGUCCAUUUGAUCUUGGAAUACAAAGAGGAUGAAGAUUGGGGUAUCUACAGGUCACCACGUGCCAAUAGGUUUAUUGUACAUAAUGAUCAUAACAAUCCUCUGGUGAGUUCACUGGAAGAAUUUGAUCAAUUGCUAAAGGAAUUUAACCCUAACUUACUGGUGAUCAGUGGCUUACAGAUGAUGGAUAAUUAUCCAUAUCCCAAAGGUGUACGAGAACAAAGGCUAUUAAAGAUUCGAGACCAAAUGGUGGCACAGUUGCCCAGUACAAGAGUUCACUUUGAAAUGGCAUCAUUUGCAGAAGCUGAAUUACUCCAUCAGCUUGCACAAUAUAUAACACCGUAUGCUGAUUCACUUGGAAUGAAUGAACAGGAGUUGGCCAACCUGUAUAAUAUGAUGAUGUAUGGCAACAUCAGCUUUGUGUCAGACUCCAACCCGCGUGUAGCAACAGUCCUUGAUCAGAUGAGAGAGAUUUUUCAUUUGGAAUCAAGAAACAGAGUGAUGAAGGAGAACAGUCGUCAGCUAACAAGACUGCAUGUUCAUACACUGGCAUACCAGGCUAUCCUUACUGUGAAGAAUUCACCAUGGAAAAAUUCAAAGGCAGCUGCAGCCAAAGCCUCCCUUACAGCCAAUAGACAUGUUUGUGGCUCAAAAGAGGUUGACAUCGAGAAAGCAAAGCUGAUAAUGGAUGAUAGCUUCUCAACCUCUAUUGCAGCAGGAAGCAGACGUGUACCUUUAGAUGUGGAACAGCCUGUAUCUUGUUGGGAUGAGGAACUGAAUGGAAGAUCACACAACAGGUUUACUGUAGAGAUAUGUGUGGCACCUGUGUUAGUAUGUACAGAGGCCUAUCAGACAGCAGGUGGUGGGGACAAUAUUUCAUCAGCUGGUCUCUUCUUACAGAUAUAAUAGUGAAGCAACAAAACUUGCACAUCAUUCCGUUUUUAUGUUCACUCUUGAUUUUGAUACAAAUAAGCAACAUACACACACAAAACCAAAAAGAUAAUGACACUGUUAACACAUUUUCUGCCAUUCCCAGGUAUCUCUGGAAUUCCUAUUCUGUUCUCCUGGAGAUUGCCAUUCAUAAUGAAUUCUGCCCUUCAGCAUUUCUCAGUGAACACUAUACUGAUAGCUAUCUGGCCUUGUGUUGCAUACUUCAUAGUUGUAUCACCUUGCCAGUAAAUUGCAUAAAAUAUUUAAAAGCCUCUUGGCUCUUUUACCCUCUCUCUCACUCUGCAAAUUGGCAAGAGUUUGGGUAAAAUAGUCAGCUGACAGGAACUGAACUGCGCCUGACUACUGUCGGGCUGAGUACUAAAAGGCAAAUGGCAGCUUUCCAUAUUUUACCCACCAGCAGUAUGGUCUGCUCCUACUGCUCGAUGACGUUAUGCUGCCCCGCUCUUUGCCACUAUCCACCUUUAGUACUUAGAUAAUAACUGGCAUGAAAUGUGUUAAAAUAGCACAUGGUAAUACGUCUGAAUGGUGAGGGUUUUCUUUGUUUUACUAUAAUGGGACAUAAAACUGUUUGUGAAAUUUUGUUCUCAAUAUUUUCAGUGUUGUUGCUGGAGAUUUUUAAUGUUUUACAAAGUGUUCCAAAAAACCUAGGUUCUUGUAAGACAUAAAGGGCAGUCGGCACAUAAGGCUGGCAGCCUUACUGCCAUCUGUGAUCUGUGAGCUGACUUGGCUUGUUACAGGGAUAGCUUCACUUUCUUUUUAACCUUCUCAUAAGAUGUUUCUAAAAUAUUUGAAAGCCAGGAAAAGGUACUACACAGGAAACAAUCUGAACAAAAGAGCAUUAAUUGUGGUAUCGUAUUUACAGCAGAACUAAUAUAUUGUCACGUGUUGGGUGUAUAACGCGACAAAUAACUUCACGCCGUAUUGGAUAUAGCGAAUAUAUUCC